Australozyma saopauloensis is the source of this 1053-nucleotide messenger RNA. RefSeq names its product mitochondrial 37S ribosomal protein mS43. Gene Ontology annotation, molecular function: metal ion binding; superoxide dismutase activity. The transcript has a single exon. Lineage: Eukaryota; Fungi; Ascomycota; Pichiomycetes; Serinales; Metschnikowiaceae. Gene Ontology annotation, biological process: superoxide metabolic process. The record is from RefSeq and is a predicted model, not a curated record. The coding region runs from base 1 to 1053 and encodes 350 amino acids.
AUGUUCAAGUCGUCAAGAACCGUAUCCAAGGUUCGGCUUCUGUUCCAGAGAUCCGUUUCAUACAAUCUCCCCUCUAUUCGUCUUUUGGACUCGCUCAAAUCAACAGAAAGUGAUCUUCCUGGAUUGUUUUCCAACAAAACCAUCAAUGAGUUGUGGUACAACAGAGGCCAGGCUUUAGUCGACAACCUCAAUGCUCAAAUCAUCAAGAACAAUGUCGAAAACGCUCCUGCCAAUUUGGAAGAGUUGAUCAAGGUCUCGUUCUCCAAGAAUGACUUGAAUGCUCUCUUCACAAAUGCAUCCCUUUUGCACAACUUACAAUUCUUCCUAGAAUCGUUAAAAACUAACGAAGAUCGCUCAUUUUCGAAGGCUCAAAUUUCAGCUCUUCUCAAGACACCCAGUACAUCCAUUAAGGUCGAGAAUGCUCCUCAGGAUGAGUCUUUGGCGGAGUGGAUCAACGACUCUUUCGGGUCUAUGGUCGAGUUCAAGACUUUGCUUCUCAACUCUGCUGCCAGCAUCAAGGGUGAUGGCACCACAUGGUUAGUUGCGCAGGCAACCUACUCCGAAAGUGCUAUGCGUGAUGGUGCUAGCACUGGUGUAUCUUUCGACACUUUGGCAAUAGUCAACACUUACAACGCCGGAAUCGUGGAUGAUUCUAUGAGAUCCGGCCAGGUCACAAAGAUGAAGCAUCAAAAGCAAUUGAAAUUGGAUGCUGCUAACAGAAGGGACCAAGAGCGCAAGGAAAUGGCUGCAGGUGAGGUGCAAGAGCAAGGGCAAGCGGUAGAGGAAGUCGUCCAGGAGACACAGAAGCGCUCAAUCUCUGCUGAUGAGAAUGCUCUAGGAUCAGUUGAAGAGGCAGAAGAGGUCAUGCUUUUCUCAGACCGCAAGUUGGUUCCUCUUCUUGCCAUUGAUGCUUCGAUGAGGGCUUAUUUGGAGGACUAUGGUAUUUACGGCAAAAGACAGUAUUUGGAAAAUGUUUGGCAUUGUGUCGACUGGGAUGUUGUUGCCAGCAGAACUCCUAAGAGAUUCAAGCCAUCGAUGGUCUUUGAGUACUAA